AUGGCGUUGGAUGUUCCGGUGGAUGAUGAUCCAGGAUAUGCAGCUCGGGAGGUUGCCAAACAAGGGCUUAAGCCAGGCGAACUAGCAGUCAUUUCCAAAGAGGCGAAACAACUUUCCGGAAAUCUCAAGAGACAAAGAAAGAAAAAAGAAGAAGAAAUUGCUCAAAGUUUAAGAGGAUCUUUGAAUAAAUAUUUUGUUAAACAAACCAAUGCUUCACUUGAAAAUUUAGAAGAAGAUUUACCAAAUGAAUAUGAACAACCAAUUCAAUUGGAAGAAUUAGUAGAAAAUGAGAAUGAUGUGAAUGAAGAAAUUGGUGAUCUAGAUGAAAAUGGAAAUAGUGAUGAACCUUUCCUAGAUGAAAAUGAAAAUAUUGAUGAACCUUGCCAUGAAAAUGAAUGUCUCGAAACAAGAUUUGAUUUGAACAUUUAUGAUCCACGAGUUUGGGAUAAUCUUGAUGCAAAAAUGAGAGAUUUACUUGUAGAAAAAGGUCCCCUAAGAGAAACUAAUCUCAAAUUCCCCAUGGACGAACACAAGAGACAUUUUUCUUCAAAUUAUUAUCUUCGUACGUUACCAAAUGGGGAAACUAAGGAUCGAAAAUGGCUAGUGUACUCAAAGGAGUUGGAUAAAGUGUUUUGUUUCUGUUCUAAGUUGUUUAAAACAAUGAAUUCUAGAAGUCAGUUAACUAGUGAAGGAAUUAGAGAUUGGAAACAUCUUGGUGAGAAGCUUAAACAACAUGAAAGCAGUAUUGAACACCUCACUAACUUGAGGUCUUGUGUUGAAUUGCAAAUCAGAUUGAAAACAAAUCAAACAAUUGAUACAGAAUUACAAGAGCUAAUCAAGAAAGAUACACUACACUGGAAAAAUGUUAUUGUCAGAAUCAUCGCUGUUGUGAAAUGUCUUCCUAUACAUAAUUUGGCUUUUCGUGGAACAAAUGAAAAAAUUUAUGAAGAUGGUAAUGGUAACUUUUUAGGCCUACUUGAAAUGAUUGCAGAGUUUGAUCCAGUAAUGCAACAUCAUUUUCGACUCAUUCAAGAUAAGAAGAUUCAUUAUCAUUAUCUUAGCCAUAAAAUUCAAAAUGAGUUGAUAGCUAUUCUAGCAUCAAAUGUUAAACAUGCAAUCAUUCAAAAAAUAAAAACAGCUAAAUAUUUUUCAAUCAUUCUUGAUUGUACUCCUGAUGCAAGUCACAAAGAGCAAAUGACUUUAAUAUUGAGGUGUGUAGAUGUUUCAAGUACUCCAAUAAAUAUAAAAGAGUACUUUUUAGAGUUUCUGAAUGUGGAAGAUACAUCUGGAUUAGGAAUUUUUAAUGAAUUACAAAAUGUAAUUGAGUCCCUUACACUUAAUAUUGAUGAUGUGAGGGGACAAGGUUAUGAUAAUGGCUCUAAUAUGAAAGGGAAAAAUCUAGGUGUACAAAAAAGAUUACUUGAUAUAAAUCCUAGAGCAUUUUACAUGCCAUGUGGUUCUCAUUGUCUCAACUUAAUAGUUUGUAAUAUGGCCAACUCAUGUGUUAAAGCAAAAUCUUUUUUUGGAGCAUGUCAAUGCAUAUAUACGGUAUUCUCUAAUUCAACAAAGCGAUGGAAUGUGUUACUUGAUUACAUAGAUGGUUUAACUUUGAAAUCAUUGUCAACUACACGUUGGGAAAGUCACAUUGAAAGUGUCAAAGCAAUAAAAUCUCAAGCUUCCCAAAUCAGAGAAGCUUUAUUUAAAUUAACAAAAAUUAGUGAAGAUGCCAAAUUGAGUAGGGAUGCUCAAAGUUUAGCAUCAGGAGAGCUUUCAAGUUUUGAAUUUAUAUUAAGUUUGGUUAUUUGGCAUGACAUUUUGCAUAAGAUUAACUUAGUUAGUAAAAAGUUACAAUCUGAAGACAUGCGUCUUGAUGCUGUUGUAAGACAAUUAGAAGGACUUGUUUUAUUUUUUGAAAACUAUAGAAUAAAUGGGUUUGUUUCUGCCAUGAUUGAUGCUAAAGAAAUUUCCCUUGAUAUGGGAAUUGAGCCUAUAUUUCCAAAAAAACGUCAAGUUUGUAGAAAAAGGCAUUUUGAUGAGGUUUCCAAUAGUGAUAGGGAACAACAAUCAGCUGAAGAAUCAUUUAGAACUGAUUAUUUUCUUGUUAUAGUGGAUAUUGCUCUUGGUGAAUUGAAGAGUAGGUUUGAACAAUUGCAUUGUUUUGAAUCUAUUUUUGGGUUCUUAUUUGAUACUGCAAAGUUGACUUCGUUUGAUGAUAAUGAAUUGAAAAGUUUUUGUGUGAAUCUUGAAAAUGCUUUAAAACAUGGUGAUGUUUCUGAUGUUGAUGCAAGAGACUUAUUUUCAGAAUUACAGGUGUUGCAAGUGAUGUUACCAAAAGAAGCAUAUGAAACAGAUAAACCAUGGACAUCCAUUAAAAUUCUUGAGUUUGUAAAGAGUGUGGAUAUGUUUCCUAAUGUAAUGGUUGCUUAUAGGGUAUUAUUGACUCUACCUGUGACUGUGGCAUCUGCUGAAAGAAGUACAUGUGAUGAUUCUUUGCUUCGAUUAAUUGUGGAGGAUGAAAAGAAGAUUGAUCAAAUCAAGAAAUGCUUAUGUAGAUUCGGGAGGAAGCAUGUAGACUCAAAUAUGUAG
Prunus dulcis (almond) is the source of this 2586-nucleotide messenger RNA. Its product is annotated as zinc finger MYM-type protein 1-like. Lineage: Eukaryota; Viridiplantae; Streptophyta; Magnoliopsida; Rosales; Rosaceae. The record is from RefSeq and is a predicted model, not a curated record. The transcript has 4 exons. Bases 1 to 2586 code for a protein of 861 amino acids.